AACAAAAUUUUAAAAAUUAAGCCAUGACUAACCAAGAUAGUAGUAACAAUUUGUUAGGCUUCUCCCUCUCCCCUUCCACCGUGGCUCCGCCUUGCCCCGCCCUCCCGUUAAUCGACUACGGCGGUGGAAGUGACUUCAAUUCUAUAAUGGAAGCCAUCAAUAGGCCUAAUGAUCAACCACAAGGUGUGGAUUUCACAACAAUGGGGACCCAUAACUAUGAAGGGUGUGACAGAGAAGGAAUGGCUCUCACCUUACAUACAUUGUACACUCAAGAUCAAGGCUUCCUCAUCAACAACAAACUACCAAUGGCUGAAGCCAAUUGGGAUUCAAGAAAUAUGUAUGGCGAUGAUCUGCACACGCUGAGCCUAUCGAUGGCCCCGGUAGCUAAACCGGUCGGUUCGGGCCAAAUUUCAACCUGCAUUGCGGCCGAGAGCAAGAAAAGGGGCCUUGAAAAGGCUCAUCAGAAGCAGAUUGUCCAUCGAAAGUCGAUCGACACAUUCGGGCAGAGGACCUCUCAGUACAGAGGUGUCACUCGGCAUAGGUGGACAGGGAGAUAUGAGGCUCAUUUGUGGGACAAUAGUUGUAAGAAAGAAGGGCAGAGCAGAAAAGGGAGACAAGUUUAUUUAGGGGGUUAUGAUGUGGAAGAAAAGGCAGCAAGGGCUUAUGAUCUUGCAGCAAUCAAGUAUUGGGGACCUUCCACACAUAUCAAUUUUCCGUUGGAAAAUUAUCAACAAGAAGUCCAUGACAUGAAGAACAUGAGCAGACAAGAAUAUGUUGCUCAUUUAAGAAGGAGGAGCAGUGGUUUCUCUAGGGGCGCUUCUAUAUACAGAGGAGUGACAAGGCAUCAUCAGCACGGCCGUUGGCAAGCGCGGAUUGGCCGAGUUGCGGGGAACAAGGAUCUUUAUCUCGGAACAUUCGGCACCCAAGAGGAAGCUGCCGAGGCAUAUGAUGUGGCUGCCAUCAAAUUUAGGGGUACAAAUGCUGUGACCAACUUCGAUAUAUCACAAUAUGACGUGGAGCGAAUCAUGGAGAGCGACAGCCUUCUACCGGGGGAGAUCGCAAGGCCAAAAAGAGACACGACCGUGGUCUAUGCUGGUCAAGAGUCACUACACCAACUAGACCGCCCUCACAUCUCCGAUUGGAGAGUGGCCGCGUGCCAUGAUCAUGAGAAAGAUCGAGUUGGGAGUUUGAGUUCGUUGAUUCCUAUGAACUCACUCGCCACGACACACUUGGUCACGAUGCCUCAGUUGACCUCGAAUAUCUCAUCGCUUGAUUCCUCAUGGACGGAUGUGUUCCGAAGCAUGUGAUGUAAUCUUUAUUAUGAGAUUUUUUAAGUUUUGGUUUAGUUCGGUUCGAUUGGUAUGAUGCUGAAUUUUUCUGAUUCAGUAAGAGGCUAAACAUUUUGA
Salvia hispanica is the source of this 1406-nucleotide messenger RNA. Its product is annotated as AP2-like ethylene-responsive transcription factor ANT. Gene Ontology annotation, molecular function: DNA binding; DNA-binding transcription factor activity. Gene Ontology annotation, biological process: regulation of DNA-templated transcription. The record is from RefSeq and is a predicted model, not a curated record. Lineage: Eukaryota; Viridiplantae; Streptophyta; Magnoliopsida; Lamiales; Lamiaceae.